CUCAUCGCAUCGACUACGAAUGGCCUAUAAGUAAGGAUUAUGCCGAAGAAAAACUGCAAUACAUCAAGGCUUAUGUUGACAAUUUGCCUCAAGAGACACAAAGUUUAACUACAGGCACUAGUGACAGCGGUCUGGGAGCACAAGCAGGACCUUCUGAACUUGAAGAGGAUUUGAAGGCUGCGGCAGGUAGUCAAGUCAGCAUAAUAGAGACAAUGCUGUCACGUGGUAUUGAUGUGAAUUCAAAAGACUCUUUUGAUGACACACCCUUACUUGUUGCUGCUAGUUUUGGCAAGAUUGCGGCCGCGCAUUUCCUUUUAAAAAGGGGAGCAGAUGCCUUUGCUGGCUUCACUGGAAGAGAUGUAUUGCACCACGCUUCACUCAGUGGUAGUGUAACCUUGAUUGAUACAGUGCUGUCAUUUGGUGUUGAUGUAAAUUCAAAAGAUGACAAUGGUCUCACAACGUUACAACUAGCACAGAAACAGCGAAAAACUGAAGCGGUAAACUUCCUUCUUAGCAAGGGAGGACGUUAG
Molecule: messenger RNA, 530 nt
Organism: Stylophora pistillata
Lineage: Eukaryota; Metazoa; Cnidaria; Anthozoa; Scleractinia; Pocilloporidae
Molecular function (GO): RNA binding; protein binding
Source: RefSeq, a predicted model, not a curated record